Molecule: messenger RNA, 2149 nt
Organism: Erinaceus europaeus (western European hedgehog)
Lineage: Eukaryota; Metazoa; Chordata; Mammalia; Eulipotyphla; Erinaceidae
Gene: SETD4
Product: SET domain containing 4
Exons: 11
Coding region: 201-1523 (440 amino acids)
Biological process (GO): peptidyl-lysine trimethylation; positive regulation of transcription by RNA polymerase II; peptidyl-lysine dimethylation
Molecular function (GO): transcription coactivator activity; protein binding; histone H3K4 methyltransferase activity
Source: RefSeq, a predicted model, not a curated record
CACGACCCCAGGGGAACUUCCGGGAGCUACUGCGCAUGCGCACACCGCGCCGGCUCCGGAAAGACGCCAUUGGGUCGCCUGACAACGGACUAGGUACAAAACAACAACAACAACAGUGAUUAUCAUAUAGCUGGAAAGAAGGGCAGAGAAAACGCCCCUGAUUUUAUGCUGGACAUCUUAACAGAAACUGCUACCUUAGUAUGAAGAAGGGAAGAGGAAGGACAAGUCGGAUCAGAAGGCAGAAGCUCUUCAGAAGUUCUGAAGCAAGAGGAGUGACGGAGAGCCACAAGCCUGAAUUUAUAGAGCUCAAGAAGUGGCUGAAAGACAGGCAGUUUGAAGAUACAAACUUAACUCCUGCUCGCUUCCCAGGCACAGGAAGAGGGCUUAUGAGCAGAGCACCCCUGCAGGAGGGACAGACGAUUAUCUCGCUGCCCGAGAGCUGCCUGCUCACCACGGAGACAGUGAUGCGAAGCUACUUAGGGCCGUACAUUGCCAAGUGGCGGCCUCGCCCAUCUCCCCUGCUGGCUCUGUGCACCUUUCUCGUCUCCGAGAGGCAUGCGGGGUCGCGAUCUCCCUGGAAGCCUUACCUGGACACCUUACCGAAGGCCUACACCUGCCCCGUUUGCUUGGAGCCAGCAGUGCUGGGUCUUCUUCCCAAACCUUUGCAAGCCAAGACCGAGGAGCAAAAAGCCCGCGUGCAGGAGCUCUGGGCUUCCUCUCGAGGCUUCCUGUCUUCCCUGCAGCCUCUGUUUGCCGAGGCUGUGGACAGCGUCUUCAGCCGCGGCGCCCUUCUGUGGGCAUGGUGCACGGUCAACACCAGGGCCGUGUACUGGGAGCGCCCGCCGAGCCCGUGCUUUGCGGCAGAACCCGACACCUGUGCGCUGGCCCCUUACCUGGACCUGCUCAAUCACAGCCCGGACGUCCAGGUAAAAGCCGCAUUUAAUGAAGAAACCCGCUGUUACGAAAUCCGGGCGGCUUCGAGUUGCAGGAAGUAUGAAGAGGUGUUCAUCUGCUACGGGCCCCACGACAACCACCGACUGCUUCUGGAGUAUGGGUUUGUGUCCGCCCGGAACCCCCAUGCUUGUGUUUAUGUCUCCAAAGAUAUACUCAUUAAAUAUCUCCCACCAGCAGAUAAACAGAUGAACAAAAAGAUUUCCAUUUUAAAGGAUCACGACCUUAUAGAGAAUCUGACGUUUGGCUGGGACGGGCCAUCCUGGAGGUUACUCACCGCCCUCAAGUUGUUAUGUCUCGGAGCCCAGGAAUUUCUGUGCUGGAAAAAAGUGCUUCUUGGGGAAACCAUUUCGGAUCUGAAUGAGAAGAUCAGUCUGGACAUAGCUCAGCAGAUAUGCCUGUGUUUCACAGAGGAGACGAAUGCUACGCUUCAGAAGGUUUCCCGGAUGAAAGACGAAGACGCAGCUUGGAGUGGCCAGCUGACGCUGGUGGAAGCCCUGUGGACGGAGGAGCUGAAGAUUCUGCAGGUGUCCGCCGAGGUCCUGGCCCGAUCGCGAGCAGCCUUCCCGUGACUCCGCUGCACCCGGUCGCCUCCCCCGAGCGCCUCUGACAUCAUUUAUUGACUUAUGACUGCGAGCGGGAGAACUGAGCACUGCCCAGCUCUGGCUUAUGAUGGUGCCAGGGAUUGGACCCGAGACUCCUGUGGCCUGGGGCCGUGCGUCCUCUACUCUAGCCCCACGGCGCCAUCGCCUUGGCCCUUACACAUCUUUGAAAUCAAUCAAUCCGCUAUUAUUAUUAUUAUUUUGAGACAGAGACAGAAGAGAGAGGCACGCGUUGACCAAGCACCGAAGCGCCCUCCCUUGAGUGCAGUGGGGGCCGGGCUCUCCUGUAGGAGUCGGUCCAGGACCCCAGGGGAGGGAGCUGGGGGCGGCCCCCUCAACAGAAGCUCAGCCUUUCGCCCGCUGCUCUCCCGGCGCGUUCACCGGGCUGCCAGCAGGAAGAGGAAAGCUUUUGUGCUCCGUUCUUUUUGAAUGGUCACCUUAGUGGUCCGGGAGGUGGCGCACUGGCUAAGGCACUAGACUCUGAAGCAUGAGGUCCCGAGUUCGAUCCCCGGCAGCACUUGUAUCAGAGUGAUGGCUCGUUCUUUCUCUCCUCCUAUCUUUCUCAUAAAUAAAUUAUUUUUAAAAAGAAAAGUCAC